Molecule: messenger RNA, 1890 nt
Organism: Larimichthys crocea (large yellow croaker)
Lineage: Eukaryota; Metazoa; Chordata; Actinopteri; Sciaenidae
Source: RefSeq, a predicted model, not a curated record
AUGGUAGAUUCUACGACGGAUGGCUUGAGAACGACGAAAGCAUCGUCCGAUUGGGUCUAUUUCUUGCAGAAUUUGGCGGACCCUCCAACGCUGAAUACGUAUUCCUCUGGAGCGAAGACUGCCGCGGACAUAAGUUUCGCCGGCAUUAGGUACAGCAGUAACAGUGACCGCAGCUCCACCACUAAUGCCGACACCACCGGCAGGUCCACCACUGACACCAGCAGUGCCAGCGGGUCCACCAUUGACGCCAGAGGGUCCACCACUGACACCGGCAGUGCCAGCUGGUCCACCAUUGACGCCGGAGGGAGCAGUGACAGUCCCCAAAAUAUUGCUGUCAACUUGGUAUUAGAAAAGAAAAACCUCAAAACUCAUAAUCGGAGACAACACUCAUCAAUAGCACGAGACAUCACAGCAAAUCACUAUCUGCAGUCUGUGUGUAUUGAUAACAAAAGGGGCAUUUUUGCAGUUUUAAUGACAUUCAAGGGUCCUGCCCAUUACAUUCAUGUCCAGAAGUGUACCUGUCAAUUGGACACAUGCAACAGGCAUUAUGAGUAUGCACGCAGAAGUGGGCAAGUAGGUUUUGACUGCCAACAUAUUCAGUCAUUGGUGUACAGUUCUGUGGCCACUAAUUUACCUGUUGCCCUUGAUGAAGAUAUUCUAACAGAUAUGGUAAUCAACAAAUGGUUCAGCAAGGACACAGAGGGAGAUUGUUUAAGAAGGAAGCUGGCUGCUGAUGCAGAUGGUGCACCACUGAGCUUUGAAGUAAAUCUCAGGCAAGAACAAAGACAGUACUUUUUUUCUGUGUUUGAGCCACACAUCUCCUCGUACUGUAGAUUUGGAAGGCUCAUGGUCCACUACAAUGGUGUCAAAAAUUCCUGGCUUUGCCCUUGCACAAAGGCUCGAAAAUCUUGCCCACACAAAGCCAUAGCUAAGUGGAGUAAUGCUGCUAAUCCAUGCGUGAUAUCGCCAUCCUACCACAAAUGGGCACCUUGGAUUGGACCACACACCAGGGCAAGCAACAUGUUAUUAAACACAGAAUACCAGAAGGGUACAGGCAGCAAGCAGGCAAACCCUGCAGACCAGGCCGAGAUGGAUAUAUCCGAGGACAGAUUGAUCAACGAAAUAAUGAACUUGAAGGUUGACGCGGUGCGAAACCUGGCCAAACAGUGUGGCCUUGAGUCAACGGGUUCCAAAAUGGAUCUUGUCAUCAGGUUGAAAGAACAGAUGAAAAGCCGCAGUGCUUUUGACAAGGUCUUUCAAAAAGUAUGGGGUGCAUCUGGUGGCUGGGCAGUGAUAAUGUGCCCCUGUGGAAUCAUUAAUUCUAUCAAGUUCAAUGUGAGGGCAGAAAGUCCACGGGACUACUGUGAUAUGUUGCUAUCAUUUAAGCACUUUCCUAAUGUAGUCAUAUAUGAUUUUGCAAGAGGUCUGGCCACACAAACAAACCUGCGUGAGCCAGUAAAAAUCCCCUUUAUGCCAAAUGAAGGCAGACUCGCUGAAGCCACGCCAGACCAGUCUGCACAGAAAGGUGAUCUGAAAGUAAACCUGCCAUGGCUGAAGGUUAAAAAGGUGCAUGCAGACAGCAACGCACACCCCUCUACAGGCUCGGCUGAACACUAUGCUCUGUAUGACACUUUCCACGAGGCCAACACCAGAGAAGCAAUAGACUGCUUGAGGAAAAUUGCCCUGGUACCAGAACUGCAUGGCUCCAAGAUGAGGAGGAAUAACUAUUUUCUAAAUAUGAUGUCUCCGGGGAGCCAUAUUUUUCUCAUGCGCUCUAUCAUUCAUCAUCACAACACCAUGUUGAAUGAGAAGACCCUGGCUGACAUUGAGAAAAUCUCAUCAGCAGACAUCACACUGGAUUCAUCUGGAAAGGCCAUAAUGGGUGUGUAA